Messenger RNA from Marchantia polymorpha subsp. ruderalis, 766 nucleotides. NCBI's taxonomy places the organism in Eukaryota, Viridiplantae, Streptophyta, Marchantiopsida, Marchantiales, Marchantiaceae. The record is from the annotation of a GenBank genome assembly.
UCACGCAGCGCAUCAUGUCUUCGUUGGCGAGAGCUACAGGACGGGACUGCUUCUGCCUUUGUGCAUCGCUACAGCACUCGAAUGUUGGCAGCUUGCAUGGGCAUCGGCCGAUUGAUUCCCAUGCCCCGUUCGGUUUUCCAAGCCCUCCCGCAUCAAACAUUUUUUCUGCUCAGUUUUGGAUCGACCAUGGGUCGAUUGUGACACCGAGUGACAUGGGAUCCUUUUUAGUCAAGCUCGUAAAUUUUGGGGCACUUGAUAGUCUUAAUUGCCAGUGGAAUCUGUAGAAGAAUCAUAUCUAAUGGCAUGUACCUGGAAAGGGUACUUGCUUUCUCCAAGGCACCUGCUCGCACCAACUACAAGAUUGGAGUGGAUUGGAUAGCUCUGGAGGAGCUCGACUGGAUUAUCCCAUGGAUGGAUACGAGAGGAAUAAGUACCGUCCCCAUGGACAAGAGAAACAGGUGUACUUACUCUAGACGAGAUCGAUAUAACGAAACUUCCAGUGCCGGCAACGAGAGCAUCGGGACUAAGCUGCUUUGGGGCACAUUUGCAACAGAUUGUGUAGACAAUACACAAAGUUGAGAUCCUGAUGGAUGAUUCGGAAUUUGGUGGCAUUUGGAAGACAUCUGGCGUCAUUAGUGGGUUGAGUUUGGAGGCAGAAACGCAAGUUUUUAUUCUUUACCCACGACAAAGUUUGCGCCUACUGAUUUGUCUCGAAGCAAAGUGAUGCGGAGAAGUUGCAUUCAUAAUUGUGCCCUUGACAACGGGG